CCUGAUGUUUUGUUUUCUACUUAGUUCAUCGAAACAAACACCACUAAACCGAAUUCUUCCGCUUCUCACCCGUUUUGCAGAUCAAAUCUCUUAAAAUGGACCUGCUAAGUUCGAUUAUGAACGCGAUGGACAAGCCGCCGCGCGUGAACGACCGCGAGAAGAAGGCGCAAAAAGACCAACAAGCCGCCUACGAAAAGAUAAAGCUGGCCGAAAAGAAACACUUGUCCGACUUCAGGGCCAAAAUCGAGGGCAUGGUCAACGAUUUCGUCAAAGACGUGACAAAGCCGAAAAUCGUGUUUGAAACCAUGGACAAGGUGCACCGCGCCGUCGUACACGACGUCGCCGAAAUAGCAGGCCUGCCCGCCUUCUCGCUCGGCACUGAAGGGCUCGACCGACACAUCCAGAUUUACAAAAAGGAGACCGUACCUUCGGAGAAAAUACUCGAAGAGGCGCGCCGCACGGGCGUUACAGAUCUCGACGAGGCUCAACAAAUUAUCGAAGAGAGGGAGACCGAGGAGAAGCAGCAGCGUGAGCUUGAUUUAAAAAAAGGUCCGGAAACCGAGCCUACGAAAAAUUACAAAGAAAAAUACGAGCACCUGAUAGGCAAGGAGUCAGCGCUGGACGCUGCCAAGAAAACCGUCACAAACAAACAGUACGGAUUCGUUCCUGCCGAGAACAAAAAGGAUCAGCGGUCCAUUGAGCAAACUCUGGCCGACAUGCGCGAACGCAAGAGACAAAAGCUGAGCCACGGAGACUUGAGCACCGCCUCCAAGAGUGUGGAACCUGACGAGGGCUGAUUGCAGGAGGCCUCAACGAUUGGAUUGAAAGACUGAAUCCGAGAUACCAGCCAGCAUGAACUCGUGUGGGAUUGUUUUAUUCUAAUGAAUUCUAAAAUAAUAAAAUAUUUGUGCAAUUGAUAAGCAAAAUCGACGCUAUUAAAAAAAAUGAAGCAGCUAGACACGCCA
Messenger RNA from Cloeon dipterum, 965 nucleotides. RefSeq names its product sperm-associated antigen 7. Gene Ontology annotation, molecular function: nucleic acid binding. The transcript has 5 exons. Bases 96 to 797 code for a protein of 233 amino acids. The record is from RefSeq and is a predicted model, not a curated record. NCBI's taxonomy places the organism in Eukaryota, Metazoa, Arthropoda, Insecta, Ephemeroptera, Baetidae.